Molecule: messenger RNA, 1346 nt
Organism: Apis laboriosa (Himalayan honeybee)
Lineage: Eukaryota; Metazoa; Arthropoda; Insecta; Hymenoptera; Apidae
Exons: 3
Coding region: 25-756 (243 amino acids)
Source: RefSeq, a predicted model, not a curated record
UCUCCGGUUGGUACGGUCCUCGGCAUGAAUUGGACAGUCAGUGUGCUCGACAAGAUAAAAACGGGUUUCGAGUACGCGUCGAAUUAUCUGGAAACUGCAAAGGACAUUGCCGACUUGGUAGCGAGUAGUCUGGGCGGUAAGCAAAAGGAGAAACGGGGUGAGGACGAAGAUGCGAAGAAUAAGGGAGGUUUUGGCCCUUCCACCCUCAUGUCUGCUUUCUUUCGUCUCUUUGGAUUGGAUUCGCAGAAAGUUACAGCGAUUGCUGUGAACAGUGUCAUAUUCCUCGCACAAAUGGUACUUGUCUUAUUUAUUACGUAUUUAUAUGUAUUCGUCUUAAUCUUAAUAUCGAAUAAUCGAGAAUACAAUAAUGAGAUGCAGAUAAGCUCGUUGUUCAAUUUGAAGCCGAAAGAGAAUUCUGGUAGAAGUUUGGAAGAUGAGAGUGACGCUUCAUCUUGGGAUCCAGCGAGACUUAUUACGGAGAGCAAGAACGAGAGAAUUCAGAAUUUACUGGAACAAGCUCGAGACGAGAAUCUAGCUGAUCGGCUGAUCGACAGAUUGGAUGGCGACGAUUCAUCGUGCAUCAGAUUGCUCGUAUGCAAAAUUUCACCUGUUAUCAAGGCGGCGCAAUAUUCUUUAAAAAACAAAAGUCAAGAUAAAUGGCAUCGAAUGACUUCUUGGCUACCGAAUAAAGACGAGUUCGAAGAAAACGGCGACGAAUGCGAAAACACGCAUACAGAUUGCAGUUUAUUUUUCUAGCGGUAGCUAUUGAAUCGGCCUGUAGUAGUUUAUUUAACUUUAUUUGCUACGAACUUGGUUUCGGGAAGAAAUGAGGAUCGGCUCGAAGAAAUUUUUCGAAUACUUUGCACAGAAAAACUGAACGCUUUCGGAAUUUCGUAUAUACGUAUAUAUAAAAAUCGAUAUGGAAGAUGUUAUUUAUAAUUGAAACUCUACGCGUGAGUAACUGUGUAUAAUGGAAUUGCCAGGAAUCAAAGAAUUGGUUUGCACAGCAUAUAUAUUUGCGUCCAUACAAAUAUAUACCAAUAUAUUACACAAUGUACAAGGUAUACCAAAAUUAAUUUAUCGAACACCGCAUUUCUGGUGUUCUGCGAAUCGACGAAUGAAAAAGAAAAAAGCAGUGAACCACCAUUUUCCUUUCUGGAAUAUGCACCAUUUAUUUUAAUAAUAAAUUCCUCGUGAAUUAAAUUUGGCAAUAUACCCUUUCUUGUAUCUCCAGCCAUCUCCAGGAUGGCCGCGCUCGCGUUCCAUUACACCAAAUAAAAUUACUAUUGCUUCGAAUCGUUCGAUCGUUACAAACAACAUUUGUCUCAUGUACGUUGCACAAGGAA